UGAGGGAUCCUUGAAAUAUAGGUAUUCAUUGUUGUAAGAUACAAUUACGCUUUCAUACAAGAGUUAUACUCGGAAACUGCAUGUACUUUUCGCCUUAAAUCUCUAUCAAUUAUACUCACCAAAGCUCUUCAAUUUUGUUAAAUACUGGGAUUGUAAGCUAUUCAUCCACAUAAACAAAUUCAGUGUAUUUAUAUUCAUUGGAAGAAGAAUCAGUAGCCUAGAUAAAUUUGUCAUUUUCAACAUUUUAUCCAUUAAUGUAAGUUCUUUAUGUUACAAUGAACUCUUGGCCAUCUUGAAAAUGAAUAGAACAAAGCAAUCUUGAGUCAAGAUCAGAUUCCUAUUGUUACAAGAGAUGUCAACUACCAUUUGAAUGCUUGUCAAAAAUUCUUAUUUUCUUUUUUUUUUCGAUUUUUUGUUUUUAUUUAGAAUGUCAACUCUUGAUUUUGAGGUUACUUCACCUCCUUCUGAUAGUAUCUCUGAUCUUGCUUUCUCACCACAAGCGGAUAUCUUAGCUGUUUCUUCCUGGGAUGGUGGAGUGAGAAUAUAUCAAGUCGAGCCUACAGGAAAUACAGUGCCCAAAGCUUCUUACAAUCAUGAAGGACCCGUCCUUUGCGUCGAUUGGGCAAAAGAUGGUAGCCAUGUCGUAUCGGGUGGCACAGAUAAAGCAAUUCGCAUGUAUGAUUUGAAUACAGGACAGAGCACCCAAAUAGGUGCUCAUGAUGAACCUGUCAAAGCAGCAAAGUUCCUUGAUGGACAAAACGUUUUAGCGACAGGCAGUUGGGAUAAGACAUUGAAAUAUUGGGACUUCAGAUCGCCACAACCUGUGGGCACUGUGCAAUUGAACGAGCGAUGUUAUGCAAUGGAUACGCGAGGUAACUUAUUAGUGGCUGCUACAGCUGAUCGCCAGGUACUUGUUUUUGACUUGAGUAAUCCUACAACCAUCUUUAAACAAAGUGUUUCCCCAUUAAAAUGGCAAACACGUACAGUAUCAUGUUUUAUUGAUGGUAAAGGUUAUGCGAUUGGAUCUAUUGAAGGACGUCUUGGUAUACAGUAUAUUGAUGAACAAGACGCAGCUAAAUCCUUCUCUUUCAAAUGUCAUCGAGAUGAAACAAAAAAUGUGUAUGCAGUUAAUGAUAUCUCAUUCCAUCCUAUCUAUGGCACCUUCUCAACUUCAGGUGCUGAUGGCACAGUGAGCUAUUGGGACAAGGACUCGAAGCAACGGUUACAUACAUUGCCAAAGGCAGGCACAACUAUUCCUUGUACUGCUUUUAAUCGUACUGGUAAUAUCUUUGCUUAUGCAGUCAGUUAUGAUUGGACAAAGGGUCAUCAAUUCUAUAGUACAGAAGGUCAAAUCAACAAGAUUAUGCUUCACGCUGUUAAAGAUGAAGAAAUCAAGCCUCGUGCUAAAAAAUAAAUAAAAUACCCCUUAUUAUUGUUAUUUAA
Molecule: messenger RNA, 1443 nt
Organism: Gilbertella persicaria
Lineage: Eukaryota; Fungi; Mucoromycota; Mucoromycetes; Mucorales; Choanephoraceae
Product: WD40-repeat-containing domain protein
Exons: 6
Coding region: 371-1414 (347 amino acids)
Biological process (GO): transcription-dependent tethering of RNA polymerase II gene DNA at nuclear periphery; RNA export from nucleus
Cellular component (GO): nuclear pore
Molecular function (GO): ubiquitin binding; RNA binding
Source: RefSeq, a predicted model, not a curated record